AUGAAUGCAGAGGAUCAAAGACUGCCUCAUGUAUUGAAUGAGCUCAGUAGGCUGAGGGAGAAUAUAGUGGGAGUCUCUGAGACAAGGAGGCCUGUCAGUGGCGAGACCAGUAGCAAUGGUUUUACUUAUUAUAAGUCCGGCAUAAGCAAUGUUUACCAUGUCAAUGGGGUAGUCAUAGGCGUCUCCAGCAGACUGCAGCCGUCAGAUGUAGAGGUUAUUCUGGUUGAUGAAAGUAUAAUGCGACUGAAGCUGAUCUACAAUGUAGGAUUCAUGUCUGUUGUUGCAGUAUAUGCUCCUACCGAGAUGUGUGAAACUAAAGAGAAGGAGAUGUUCUACGUCAAACUCGACUCUGUACUGGACCAGUGUCCCUGUCGUGAUGCACUUAUUGUCUUGGGCGACGUUAAUGCUGUCAAUGGCACUGAAAGAGCUGGCUACGAGUUAUAUGUUGGUCCCCAUUGCUCUGGUAACAGGAACGACAAUAACUGUUUCCUUCUGAAUCUUGCAAGAUCCAGAUGGUUAAGAAUUGCAGGUUCUAGAUAUCAGAGACCAGCUCUGCACCGCUGGACUUGGUAUAACAAUGCCGGAAGGGUAGCGAAGAUCGGCCAUAUCCUUAAACUGAAGGACUUGAAAUGUGCCGAGGAGUAUGCAGUAACAGUCUCUAUUCAGUUUGGAGUACUCGACACUAUUGAGGUAGAGCUAUGGGAUACGUUCAAACGCGAGACUCUUGAGGCUGAAAAUGAAUGCGUAUGGGAGCGCCCAAGAACUAGAGCUCUCCUCAGAAGAGACAUGAAGAGAUAUGUCAGGGGCCUCGCUGAGGAUAUAGAGUGUCAUUUAAAUGCUAAUGACCUCCGACCUGUCUAUCGAACUCUGGACAAACUCCGCUCCAAGUCUACUUUUCAUGGGAGCGCUAUCCAAACAGCAGAUGACUGCUUCGUAUCGGACACAGAGGGGCAGAUGGGUCGUUGGGCUAAGUACUUUCAGCAGCUGUUCACGGUGGAUCCUCCAAGCUGA
This is a messenger RNA of Portunus trituberculatus (swimming crab), 1011 nucleotides long. RefSeq lists its product as uncharacterized. NCBI's taxonomy places the organism in Eukaryota, Metazoa, Arthropoda, Malacostraca, Decapoda, Portunidae. The record is from RefSeq and is a predicted model, not a curated record. The coding region runs from base 1 to 1011 and encodes 336 amino acids. The transcript has 4 exons.